GCGCCGCUUCCGGUUCCCAGCGCCGGUGCGAAUGACUUACCCCUCGGUGGGGCGGGAGCCGGGCUCACCGCGACCCCGGGAGCCCACGAUCGCGCCGCGCCAGUCGGCAAGUGCGCCAGCACCAGCGUCCCACUCGCGCCCGGGACCAUGGCCACUGACUCGUGGGCCCUGGCGGUGGAUGAGCAGGAAGCGGCGGCCGAGUCGUUGAGCAACUUGCAUCUUAAGGAAGAGAAAAUCAAACCAGAUGCCAAUGGUGCUGUUGUCAAGACCAACGCUAAUGCAGAGAAGGCAGAUGAAGAAGAGAAAGAGGACAGAGCUGCCCAGUCCUUACUCAAUAAACUCAUCAGAAACAACCUUGUCGACAACACAAACCAAGUGGAAGUCCUGCAACGGGAUCCAAACUCCCCCCUCUACUCAGUGAAGUCCUUUGAGGAGCUUCGGUUGAAGCCACAACUUCUCCAGGGAGUUUAUGCCAUGGGCUUCAACCGUCCAUCCAAGAUACAAGAAAAUGCAUUGCCUUUGAUGCUUGCUGAGCCCCCACAGAACUUAAUUGCCCAGUCUCAGUCUGGUACUGGUAAAACAGCUGCCUUUGUGUUGGCCAUGCUCAGCCAUGUUGAACCUGCAAACAGAUACCCCCAGUGUCUGUGCCUCUCCCCAACGUAUGAACUUGCCCUUCAAACGGGAAAAGUGAUUGAGCAGAUGGGCAAAUUUUACCCAGAGCUGAAGCUAGCUUAUGCUGUUCGAGGCAAUAAAUUGGAAAGAGGUCAGAAGAUCAGUGAGCACAUUGUCAUUGGCACGCCUGGGACUGUCUUAGACUGGUGCUCCAAGCUCAAGUUCAUUGACCCCAAGAAGAUCAAGGUGUUUGUUCUGGAUGAGGCUGAUGUGAUGAUAGCUACUCAGGGCCACCAAGACCAGAGCAUCCGCAUCCAAAGGUAGGACGCUGGGUCCGGGGGGAACUUCUCUGCCACUUUUGAAGACUCGGUGUGGAAAUUUGCCCAGAAAGUGGUCCCAGACCCAAACAUCAUCAAACUGAAGCGGGAGGAGGAGACACUGGACACAAUCAAGCAGUACUACGUCCUGUGCAAUAACAGAGACGAGAAGUUCCAGGCCCUGUGUAACCUCUACGGGGCCAUCACCAUCGCUCAGGCCAUGAUCUUCUGCCACACCCGCAAAACAGCCAGCUGGCUGGCAGCAGAGCUCUCAAGAGAAGGCCACCAGGUGGCUCUGCUAAGUGGGGAGAUGAUGGUGGAGCAGAGGGCUGCGGUGAUUGAGCGCUUCCGAGAGGGCAAAGAGAAGGUUCUGGUGACCACCAACGUGUGUGCCCGUGGUAUCGACGUUGAACAGGUGUCUGUUGUCAUCAACUUUGACCUUCCUGUGGACAAGGAUGGGACCCCAGACGAUGAGACUUACCUGCACUGGAUCGGGCACACUGGCCGCUUUGGCAAGAGUGGCCUGGGGAGGACCAUACCUGGGAGUUCAGUGUCAGGUCUUGAGUAUAAGAAAAUCGAAAGAUUGGACACGGAUGAUUUGGAUGAGAUUGAGAAAAUAGCCAACUGA
Molecule: messenger RNA, 1557 nt
Organism: Myotis davidii
Lineage: Eukaryota; Metazoa; Chordata; Mammalia; Chiroptera; Vespertilionidae
Product: ATP-dependent RNA helicase DDX19B
Exons: 11
Biological process (GO): poly(A)+ mRNA export from nucleus
Cellular component (GO): nucleus; cytoplasmic stress granule
Molecular function (GO): ATP binding; RNA binding; RNA helicase activity
Source: RefSeq, a predicted model, not a curated record